GGGAGUCCCCGGGUUGAUGAGGUCAUCAAAAGGCGCCGCGGCGGGCGGGAGCCGGAAGGCGCUCGGCGCGAGAGUGGCAGACCCCUCCUCCUCGCAGUGACAGAGGAGAAUGUUGAAGGACAAAUGUUAGCCUGAAAUGAGAGAGAAGUGGAGGAACUCCAAUUAAUUUCAAUAAUGUAAUAUUUAGUCAAAAGUUAUUUUUGGCACUGCAAGGCUGGAUAUGCCUGCUCUUCCUGGAAACACUUUGUGCAAGAAAUGACUAACAAUUUAUCUAGCUGUUGCCUAGCAAACUGAAUCAUGGCGAAGCAGCUAGACCCCAUGACGGAUGACUUGCCCUUAAUGGCCAACACUAGCCACAUGCUUGUAAAACAUUAUACAUUGGACUUGGACGUGGAUUUUAAAAGUCACGUUAUCGAAGGCAUCAUCGUUUUCUUCUUUGAGACUGGGAGCAGAUGCAGGAAAGCCAGCAGUAGUGAUGACGAAGGCUGCCAGCCACAGUUUGAUGAAACCUGCAAAACUGGGGCGUCUGAACCCUGCCAUGUUCCUGUGACAAAUCUAAGUGCCUGCUCAUCUAAAACGGAAUAUAAUGAUUUUGCUGUCUGUGGUAAAGGUGAAAAAGAUACUUCUGAUAAAAAUGGUAACCAUAGCAACGGGGAACAGGCUUCUGGGAUUUCUAGUUCAAAGAACUGCUGUGACAUAGAGAAUCAUGGGAGCACGGAUUUUUUGCUGGUGUUGGACUGCUGUGAUUUAUUCGUGCUAAAGGUUGAGGAGGUAGAUGUUGCUGCUGUGGCAGGCAUCGAAAAAUUUACCAGGUCUGCCAAGCUAACUGAUGCUGCUAAAGAGCUGGGGAAUCUCAGGAAUCAGAUCGUACAGGAACUUGUGACUUUACCUGCGCAUCGCUGGAAGGAACAGCUCUACUAUUACGCUCGCUGCAGCCAGGCACCUGGCUGUGGAGAGCUUCUGUUUACUACUGGCACUUGGAGCCUGGAGAUAAAGAAGUCGGGGAUUCGCGCUCCAAGAGACUUUCCUCAUGCAAUAAGAGUAUGGUACAAAACCAAACCGGAGGGAAGAUCUGUUACGUGGACUACAGACCAGAGUGGCAGGCCAUGUGUUUAUACAAUGGGAUCACCAAUAAACAACAGAGCCCUUUUCCCAUGCCAAGAGCCACCUGUUGCCUUGUCAACGUGGCAAGCUACAGUCCGAACGGCUGCACAUUUUGUUGUAUUGAUGAGCGGUGAAAACUCAGCAGAACCUGUCCAGCUUCAAGAAGGUGUCUUGAGCUGGUACUACUAUGUGACUAUGCCAAUGCCAGCAUCCACCUUCACUAUUGCCAUCGGGUGCUGGCAGGAAGUUAAACAGCAUCCCUUCGCAGCUGAUGUUCAGACAAACAGUGACUUUUCCUUGCCGUUUUCCCAAGCCGAUCUCAGGUGGCAUGAAGAAUGGUGUGGUCAUGUGGAGUAUCCCUGCCGUUUCCAAAAUCCUGCUGCCAGGUUGCAGGCAGUCAUUCCUUAUAGAGUCUUUGCUCCGUGGUGCCUUAUGGAAAGCUGCAAAGAACUUGUACUCCAGCUAAUUCCCCAGUGCCUCUCCGCUGCUUACACCACACUGGGUACCCAUCCCUUCUCCAGGCUUGAUGUUUUGAUAGUGCCUUCCAACUUUUCCAGUCUGGGAAUGGCUAGCCCCCAUAUCAUCUUCCUGUCGCAGAGCGUGUUACCUGGAGGGCGACAUCUCUGUGGAGCACGUCUGUGUCAUGAAAUUGCUCAUGCUUGGUUUGGACUGGCCAUCGGUGCUCGUGACUGGACCGAAGAGUGGAUAAGUGAAGGGUUUGCCACUUAUUUAGAAGAUAUAUUUUGGGCCAGGGCUCAACAGCUGUCACAUGAUGAAGUAAAAGGGCAGCAGGAAUUGAAAGCUUCACUUCGCUGGCGACGACUCAGAGAUGAGGUGCAGAACUCAGAAGAAGAGCUACAAGUUUUACGGCCCAACAAAGAGAACACAGGAGAAGUGAGUGAGUCUGGAGCAUCUGUUGUCAAACAUGGUCUUAAGGCAGAAAAAAUCUUCAUGCAGGUUCACUAUUUGAAGGGUUACUUCCUUUUGCGGUUUCUGGCAAGGACGAUAGGAGAGGCUUCAUAUCUUGCAUCAUUAAGAAAAUUUGUCCAUAAGUUCCACGGGCAGCUUGUCCUUUCUCAGGAUUUUCUUUACAUGCUGUUGGAAGACAUCCCUGAACAAAAAGAGUCUGGGUUAACCGUCGAAAGUAUCUUCCAGAACUGGCUUGACACUUCUGGAAUACCAAAGCCUCUGCUGGAGGAGGGUGAGACUUGGAAGGAGUGUCAGCUCGUCCAGCAAGUGAGCGGCGAGGUGACAAAAUGGAUUCAGACAAACCAGAGGAUCAGAAAAAGCAGCAAAAAGAAAAGAAAGCAAGAUGAAGUCUUUUUCCAGAAGCUUCUCCCGGACCAGCUGGUCUUACUGCUGGAGUCUCUCUUGGAAGAGAAGACGUUAUGUCCUAGAACACUGCAAUGCUUAGAGAAAACAUACAAGCUCGGUGAGCAGGAUGCGGAGGUUCGACAUCGGUGGUGUGAACUUGUUGUUAAACACAAAUACAUGCCUGGAUAUGGAGAUGUUGAGAAGUUUCUCAGAGAAGAUCAGGCAAUGGGUGUGUACCUCUAUGGUGAGCUAAUGGUGAAUGAAGAUGCAAAACAACAAGAACUUGCUUAUAAAUGUUUUGCUGCAGCACGAGAACAUAUGGAUGUGGCCUCAGCCAAAGUGGUGGCAGAGAUGUUAUUCUGAAGAGGAAAUGGUUGUUUCCGACUGGAGCUGCCACUUACGGCUGCUGCUGUUGUUCCAAGCUGUUGAUGGACCCGUCCUCCGGUGCCUACUGAGCUGAUAUCAGUUCUGAUUUUACAUACUGGCUCAGUUCAGCAGGAACAGGAGUCGAGCCCUAGAGCAAAAAAGAUGUACCUUUUCUAAGAACCUAUGAAAAAUGUUGUUACUAUUUUCUCUCUAAAAUCAAAUUAGUACACAUUAUGAUGUCCUGCUGUUAAACACCAAAUGCUUAAGGUGGAAAACCUACCUCAGUAGCUUUAGAGAACCGUUGGCUAAACACAAGAAGGUAUGUGGAUAUGCAGACCAUUACUGUAUUACUCCACUGAUUGAUCUCUAGCAUCAUUUUCAGAGUAAACUGCUAAUAACUGAGGGAGUGUGUUUGUACUUUGAAGAUUUUGAGAGCUACUGUAACAAGAAAACACACUGGGAAGAGCCAGAGAUCUUCUUUCUUGGGUACUCAUGUUCUUUGCUAGAGAAAAUAUAAGAGGAAAUAGUGUUUUUAGAAAUACAAUUGCAAGUUUACCUUUGUAACUUAAGCUCCACAACCGCAGUUAUGCUCUACUAGUAACCUAAAGAAUAACCCCAUUUGAAAAACUGGGCCAAUUAAGAAUACACAGAUACUCCUUUACUGUGACAGAGUAAUAACUUUUACUGCUGUUUCCGUUGCAGGAAAGAUCACAGAGAAAUUCUUUUAAUAUAUCUGCUACUAAACCCUGGUGGUACUAGGAUUUCAUUGACCCAAGACAUCAAAGGAAGGAUUAUGUGACUGCUAAAUCAAUCAGCUGACAGAAACAUUUACCUCUCAGUAUUUAUGGUUUCCAGAGGUUCACUGUAACCAAGAACACUUCACACACACCCACACACAGCCCUACACACCCACACCCCUACACACGCAUGCGCGCACGCGCACACACACACACACACACACACACUCUCCCUGUGGCUCAAGGUAGUUGUUUAGUACAGGCUUUCGACCAUGCUGUUUUGAGGCUAUAGCCGCUCCAGGUUGCAGAUGUCAAGGACUGUUGAUUUGCAUGAUUAACGCACUCCAGUAACUUGGCCAACAUAGGAACCACUGAAAUUAGAUGAACCUGUAUUCUGUACUUAACAUUUUGUUUGCAAUUUCUAUACCAAACUAAAAAGUUAAUACAAAUUAGCUGGGGAGAGCAGGGGCCAAUUUGGAGAUGGAGUAGUCUGUGAAAAGUGACCAGCCACCACUCGGGGGGGGGUGUAACAUGGGACCGAGGAAAAUACUAAGAUCAGCAUCUGUCUGUGUCUCAUAUAGGUUAGCUUUUUGCCAUAAAUGUAAAACCUUCUGUUUCUGAAAAUGUUUUCCUUACCCUUAUGCUGCUCCUUUUGUACACUAAUAUAUCAAGUGUAGCUCCUCUUCUCCAGGAAUGUACUGCUCUACUGAUCACAAGACAUCUUAAUUGUUCCUUUCAGUAAAUGAGCCUUUAAAACACAAAAAUUUGUGAACAUAUUUACUUUGUAUCUUAUUGUUUUACAUCAAAUACUCUUGUAAAAAUAAAUAACUUUUUUUAAAGUA
This is a messenger RNA of Dromaius novaehollandiae (emu), 4363 nucleotides long. RefSeq names its product aminopeptidase O-like. Gene Ontology annotation, molecular function: metalloaminopeptidase activity; zinc ion binding. Bases 298 to 2781 code for a protein of 827 amino acids. The transcript has 18 exons. The record is from RefSeq and is a predicted model, not a curated record. Gene Ontology annotation, cellular component: nucleolus. NCBI's taxonomy places the organism in Eukaryota, Metazoa, Chordata, Aves, Casuariiformes, Dromaiidae.